Messenger RNA from Xenopus laevis (African clawed frog), 1417 nucleotides. It is a transcript of the gene camlg.L, whose product is annotated as calcium modulating ligand L homeolog. The record is from RefSeq and is a predicted model, not a curated record. The coding region runs from base 161 to 991 and encodes 276 amino acids. NCBI's taxonomy places the organism in Eukaryota, Metazoa, Chordata, Amphibia, Anura, Pipidae. The transcript is spliced from 4 exons. Gene Ontology annotation, biological process: tail-anchored membrane protein insertion into ER membrane. Gene Ontology annotation, cellular component: GET complex; endoplasmic reticulum; endoplasmic reticulum membrane.
ACAGUCAAGUGACCGUAAUGGCAGGACACGCCCUUUCCCUUGCUAGGAGGAUGUCGCCAGUGACUGGAUGUGAGCUGCUCAUUGUGUGAGUGCUUAUCGUGUGAGUGUUUGUGUAGAGCGGCCGGGAGACGUUAGAGGUUGGCACAAUCUAUACGGCCAGAUGAUGGCGGCUGUUCCGGGAGAGACAAUUAACGGGGCGGCGAUGACUGCAUCCCAGAGGAGAGCUGAGAUCCGGCGCAGGAAGUUGAUGAGUAACUCUGAGGAGAGAAUGAACCGGAUUAUGGGGAUCCACAAGCCAGGGAACAUCGAUGAACUUUGCUUUGACAGACUCGAUAAAUCUGAUCCACUCUCCUUAUCUUCCUUGACCAAGAGAAGUGACAUUCUUUCUGGGGAUGCCGUCCUUUCAGCCGAGCUCCACUGUAGCAGUGCAGAGGGCAAGGAACCUUCUGUUGGAGAAAAGAUGGACUACUUAAAGAAUUCUGAUGUCAGAGGCGACAGCAAUGGAGUGCGAAACAGAACAGAUGUGCCUUCGGAGUCCACCCCAAGAGGUUUAGACGAGUACUUUUCGAGGUUUGACGAGGCCAUGAAACUUCGGAACCAAUUAAAUAGCGAAAAGCCAAGUGCAGACAACGGGAACGGAGUGGAUGAGUUGGACUCUUUCCGCAUAUUUAGACUAGUGGGCAGUGCCCUCCUUGCUUUUGCUGUCCGGAUGUUUGUGUGCAAGUACUUGUCCAUAUUUGCACCAUUCCUAACACUACAACUUGCAUUUAUGGGAUUGUCAAAAUAUUUUCCUAAGGGUGAAAAGAAAGUGAAGACAACUGUACUUACUGCUGCCCUUCUUUUGUCAGGGAUUCCCUCUGAACUCCUAAACCGUUCAAUGGAUACUUAUAGCAAGAUGGCAGAUGUUUUUACUGACCUCUGUGUCUACUUGUUUACAUUCAUCUUUUGUCAUGAAUUACUCUUAUAUUAUGGCUCUGAAAUACCUUGUUAGCUCGCCGUAGAACAAAAGAUAAUGAAAUAACUGGAAAAAAGUAGUUCUUUGGUUAUACAGUCUCCAUUUUACUGAGGGAUGGGACAUGUUUCCAAGGCUUAUUUAAUUUUUUGCAACGCUUAUAUCCAUUUGGCAAAUGUCUUAAGAUUUUUCAGUGUAGAGUGUGCACCCCUAAGGUUGGGAUCAUUUAAAAAGAUCCUUAACACAAAUAUCAGAUCCAAUGCAGAGGAAUUGAAUGUUACCUUGGUGUAUUUUUAUUUUUAUUUUUGCCCUUUGUUGUCAGCAUUGUGUUAGGUGAUUCUUUCUUUCUCACUAAGCACCAGUUCAAUAACUACAUAAACUAUAUUGUAAAAAAAAAAGUUCUUCCGUUUAUUGCCUGUAAAUAAGUAAGACAGACCGUAAAAUAAAUGUAGCCUAAUGACCAUA